AUGCCCAGAUCCGGCAUGGCAGUGUUGGAGGUGUUCAUCUACGAGAAGUGCAACUUUGACACAGACAUCUCGGGCAUCUCCUCCAGCUUCGCUGGUGUGCGCCGCGUUUUCGUGGACGACGAGGGCUUGCGCCGGGAUGAGUGCUCUGGAUACCUGAAGCACCUGAUCGAGCACUACAGGGACCCUGCAGACUACACAUUGUUUUUCCAAGCGGAUGCUGCUGACCACAUGCACUGGGGCUACCUUUCCUUGGUCAUGAAGGCUCUCGAGCAGAGGUCGCUUGCGACUUCGUUCGUUCACCUCAAUUACCCGCGGCUGAUCACUUCCAUGUCCCCGUGCCGAGCCGAAGUGUUUGCUCAGAUUUUCGAUCGUCCUCCGAAGCAGAAACUGGGUUCCUAUUGCUGUGCGCAGUUUCUGGUUUCGCGGGAGCGCAUCCAAGCGAAUCCUCUGGAGAGGUAUGUGCGAAUGCAGCAGAUGCUGUUCAGUGAUUCGCCACCCGAGUGCCACGACAUCCCUGGACACUCCACCCUGCGCCUGGGAUUGUGA
Molecule: messenger RNA, 546 nt
Organism: Symbiodinium sp. CCMP2592
Lineage: Eukaryota; Dinophyceae; Suessiales; Symbiodiniaceae
Source: the annotation of a GenBank genome assembly